ACAUUUCUUCCACCCGACUUUUCAUUUCCGCUCGAGUUCCAUAUCCACUCAUUCCAUCUGGCAGCUCUCGUUCCCAUCGUCCAAUUCCAGUUCGGGAAUACAUCAACAUCUGUCAAACAACUUGGACGGUCCAUUGAACUGUAACCCAGACUGUCAAGAAGUCGUCGAUUGGAUGCAGAUUUUUUUAUACUUCUCAAAACUCCAAGUCGUAGUCGAUUGCUUUCGUUUUUGAUGUUGUUUUCAUUGAAAAUUUCGUGUUUGAUUUGUUUUUGAGUGCACGCAGAGAUUAACGGAAGCUGAGGAAACAUCGGACACGCGAUGGCCGAGAACAGAGACGAGAUUUUGGCUAAUUUUCAGAGUAUCACGGGCAUAGAUGACGUCGCCGAGGCUUUUAACCAUCUGGAGGAGAACGACUGGGACCUGAUGGCAACGAUUGCACAGGUCAUGCCGCAGGAUGUGCCAUCGCUGAGGCCGUCGACAUCACUCAACUUCAGGACGCCGGAGUUCCCCAGGUGGUGGUCCGCUGGCACGGAGGACAAUGCAUUCCGUUCAGGACCCUCGAGCCUGUCGAGCGCGGACAACGUGGUGGAUCUGACCGCGGAAAACGACUCGGAUUCACGGCGAAGCGCCUCAAAUGUCCUCACCUUCAACAUUCACUUCAACCAAAAUAUUUAUACAAUUCGCAUUCCCUCGCAUUCUACAGUUGGUGAUCUGAAGCACAGGAUCAACGACAAGACUAAUGUCCCGUUUUGUCGGCAAGCGCUGCGAGGCUGGCCACCGGAAAAGCUGAAUGAGGCACAGAAUUCUUCGUCUGUUCUGGCGAACCUCGGUCUGUCCAGCGAGAACGAAUUGGUUCUGAUUGAUCUCACCGAGGAAGGUUUCAUGGAUGACGAAAGCAAUAGUGAAAUCGAACGACGAAAUAAUGAAACAUUCACCCUGAAUAUUGUACAACAACCAGAAGGCAAAACACUUCAGUUGAUGUUUCCUGGCCGACAAACAGUACUGGAUGUGAAAACAGGCGUACACAAUAUCACAAAUAUUCCGGUUAGAUAUCAAGAUUGGACUGGCUGGCCGCCAGGAGUGAUACAUUCAACCACCCUCGCUCAAUCAGGAAUUGAGGUCUCGCAUAAUUUUAUUCUACGAUCCACUGCUCCAACAGACCGGCCAACAAACUCCAGAGCCCUCAGGGCUAACAAUAUCGUUGUGGACUCGGACAGUUCAGCCGAAGAAUUUGAAGAUGCAUCCGAUUUUAAUGCAGACGAUGACAUGUUUACGGAAACUUCAGUGACAUCGAGGCCAAAACAUUUGAUUCCGGACCAGACGGACAACGAGCACUUAGGUUCGGAAUUGUUUGUUAAAAACUACAUACAACGUUACGGCACACCUCACCCGAUAUUCUUCGAAGGCACAUUACAAGAAGCAAUAAAUGAGGCAUGUCACAAGCCGGCAAAAGACAGAAGACUGUUAGCAAUAUACCUCCAUCAUGACGAUAGUGUUCUUACUAAUGUAUUCUGUGACCAGUUGCUUCGUUGUGAGAAUGUCAUGCAUACGUUACUUCUUGACUUUUUACUGUAUGGAUGGGACUUAACGUUUGAAAGCAACAAAAACCUAUUUCUAUCAUCCUUAAACGCAUUUGUCGGUCCUAGUGCAUCAAUAAGUGUUAGAAAUAUUCCCGUUGAUAAAUUGCCAGCGAUCAUGAUCAUCGGCAAAUAUCGUAGUUCGAUGGACGUUAUAUCUGUGAUUAACGGAAAUAUUGGCGUUGAUGACCUCCUGUCUCGGCUGAUGGAAGCUGCAGAGAAUAAUAAGGAGCAACUGCUCGUCGAAGUCAAAGAGGAAAAUGACAGAGCCGAGCGUGAACAAGUAAAGUACGAACAGGACAUGGCCUAUCAGUUAGCAUUAGAAGCAGAUCAAGCCAAAGAAGCCGCUAAAUUACAAAAGGAAAUGUCCUUGGCUGCAGAACGAAAACGAUUGGAAUCCGAAAAGGCCGAACAAGAUGCUGCCCGAGAGGCUAAUCGGUUACAGGCCGAACAAGCUCUUCCACCAGAACCAGCCGAUGGUGAUGGCGUAACGAAAAUUCGAGUUCGAAGACCCACUGGGGACUUUAUCGAGAGAAACUUUACUAUCAAAUCAACACUUAGGGAUCUCCUCAAUUUUGUUGCUUCCAAAGGCUUUCCAAUCAGCGAGUACAAAGCGAUUUCAAGUUGGCCCCGGCGUGAUUUAACCACUCUGAAUCCCGACGAAACCCUCGAGACGUUGAAACUAUACCCGCGGGAAACAGUCAUUGUGGAGGAACGAUGAUUGUAUUCGAACCAAUUCUCCUUAUUCUUUCAUGUGGAACGUUCUCGGCUAUUAUUUCUUCCUAUUUCGUCGCCGUUUUGUCGAUUCAACGUCAUAUGCCUAAAUGCUAUGCAGAGUGAAAGAGAAAGAAGGAAAAAAAACACGUCGGUAGAUUUAUAAUGAAUGUAUAACUUAAAAAUAUAAUAUUUGGAAUACAACAUGAAAGAGACCGUAAAAUAUUUGGUUAAUUAAUUUAAAUUAUAUUUAAAACAAACAAAAAAAAAAUAUUGUAUUAAUUUGCUUCAAUACGAAUUUCGAUAUAUGAAAAAUAAGAUGAAAAAAAAAAUCAUUUUUAAAAGCCUA
Molecule: messenger RNA, 2640 nt
Organism: Hermetia illucens (black soldier fly)
Lineage: Eukaryota; Metazoa; Arthropoda; Insecta; Diptera; Stratiomyidae
Gene: casp
Product: FAS-associated factor 1
Exons: 14
Coding region: 319-2298 (659 amino acids)
Cellular component (GO): nucleus; endoplasmic reticulum
Molecular function (GO): ubiquitin binding
Source: RefSeq, a predicted model, not a curated record